AUGGCCGCCACUGAAGAACCGGUUGUCCUCGUCGAGCCUGUGGCCGAGUCGGCCGCUGCAGAACCAGCCGUUGAAGAGAAUCCACCGGCCAAUUCUACCAAGUCCAAGAAAGAACCCAAGCCGAAGAAACCUGCUGCACCCAAAAAGCGCAACUCUCCAUCUCAUCCUCCUUACUUUGAGAUGAUUCAAGAGGCGAUCGUGUCGUUGAAGGAGAGAACUGGAUCCAGUCAAUAUGCAAUUCAGAAAUUUGUUGAGGACAAGCAUAAGAGUCUGCCGGCUAACUUUAUGAAGCUUUUGCUGUUUCACUUGAAGAAGCUUGUGGCUUCUGAAAAGCUGGUUAAGGUCAAGAACUCAUACAAGCUUCCCCCGGCUCGUUCGCCUGUUUCCAAAUCUGCUGCUCCUGCUAAGAAGAAGCCGGCUCCUGCUGCCAAGCCCAAGGCCGCCGCCAGCAAAACCACUAAGGAGAAGAAGGCACCUCCUUCCAAAGCGAAAUCCAAGCCAAAGGCAGCCGCUGCCAAGGCUAAGCCAGCUGCCAAGGCUAAACCAGCUCCCAAGGCUAAGCCAGCUGCCAAAUCCAAGCCAGCUGCAAAGCCUAAGGCGGCUGAAUCGGCUAAGUCAAAGCCAGCCCCCAAAAGGAAGGCCGCAGAAAAACCCAAAGCGGAAAAGAAGCCGCUUGCGAAGGCAGCAAGGACAUCAACAAGGACAACUCCGGGGAAGAAGGUGGCUCCGGCGCCCCCAAAGAAAACAGCAACUCCUAAGAAGGCGGCUCCUGCAACAAGGAAGGCCCCAACAGUGAGGAAGGCUCCGGCUAAGGGCACGAAGCGAACUGUGAAGUCUUCGGCGAAGAAAGCAGCCCCUGCAAAGAAGGGGAAGAAGUGA
Fraxinus pennsylvanica is the source of this 879-nucleotide messenger RNA. The record is from the annotation of a GenBank genome assembly. Lineage: Eukaryota; Viridiplantae; Streptophyta; Magnoliopsida; Lamiales; Oleaceae.